This is a messenger RNA of Manduca sexta (tobacco hornworm), 606 nucleotides long. RefSeq lists its product as uncharacterized. Bases 1 to 552 code for a protein of 183 amino acids. The record is from RefSeq and is a predicted model, not a curated record. The transcript has 4 exons. NCBI's taxonomy places the organism in Eukaryota, Metazoa, Arthropoda, Insecta, Lepidoptera, Sphingidae.
AUGGUGUCGCAUGUUUGUGCGCUGGUGUCGUGCGACCGGAACGCGUGGAGUGAGUCGGAGACGGUGGCGCUGGGCGCGUGGCUCACGACGCCGCGCUGUGCCGCGCGCUCUCGCACGCGCCCGCCGCGGCGCUGCUGCCGCUGGCGGACGCGGUGGGCGGCACGGCGGCGGCGCCCGGCAGCGUCGCCGCGCGCCUCGCCACCGACCUCUGCGACGCCGCGCUCGCACACUACCUACAAGUGCAGAAGGAGGAGGUUUCGUGGAACUCGUGCCAGGAGGUGGCGGAGCUGGUGUCGGCUCGGAGCGGCGCGCUGCAGCCCGACGCGCGGUACGCGGUGGUGCAGCUGGUGGGGCGCCGCCUGGCCGCGCCGCGCGCGCCCGGCGCCGCGCGCGCGCCUGCUGCGCGAGCUGGAGCGCGCGCCCGCGCCCGCGCAUCGCUACCACACCGAACACCUCAAGGUGUCUGUAGGCGUGUCCAAGCUGCAAUCUCUUUUUGGGCGCUUACAGAAUAACGGCCACGGUCAAGAAACUAAAACCACCAAUAAAUUAUAAAAAAAAAAAAUUGUUGGUAAAAAAAAACUUUUUAAUUAAAUGUAUAAACACAUA